CUUCCAGAUCUCACCACUGGAUCUGUGGCCUGUUGCGUCCAAAAAUAGCCCGACAGAGAGAAUAAAUAGACCCACUCGGUGGCCUGCUGAUACACAAGGGGAGACGACACUGGACACUAAGAGAGACACACUAAGAAGCACUGCUUGGUCUUUCUGCAGGACAACAACUCAGCUCUUUUAAGAAAAUCUGCUGAGGUUUUUUGAAGUCUUGAAGAAAGAAAGUUAAUAUUUGUGAAAGUGUUGCUGGAUUUGGCCAGUUUUAUUUCUUCCAGCGAGACCAAAGGUAAAUGGAUAUUCUGAACAGGAUGAAGUACUACAAAUGCCCCGUGUCCCACACUAUGGGAAUCAAGGCUUACAGCAAGGACUGCGGCGUCCCGGUCAGCUGCAAGAGCUCCGCUUCUCUGAAGCCAAUCCGCAGUGUGCACUUCCCCAACGACAUUGUUUUCCAGGACUACGUGCGACACGGCGAGCUGGAGAGGAUGGGGCUUUUCAUCCGAGCCAGGAGAGUCAGCCUGGACACCAUCUACCCCUCUGGCAUGGCUGCCAUCCACGAGGCCGUCCUGUCGGGGAACCUGGAGUGUGUGAAGCUGCUGCUCCACCACGGAGCCAAUAUCCACCAGAGGGACGAGGAGGGGUGGACCCCACUGCACAUGGCCUGCAGCGACGGCUUCCCUCAUAUUGCACGCUUCCUGCUGUCGCUGGGUGCCGACCCUGAGCUGGAGAACGACUGCGGGGAGAAGCCUGCCGACCUCAUUGAGCUGGACAACAAGGAGCUGCAGGAGCUCUUUGGGCUGGCCGUCAGUGACUGAGAUCAGGUUUGGUGCUUUUAAAGCCACAAACUGGUCUGAAUGCCACUGGCCAGUCAAAGAAUGUUCUGCAGGGAUGGACACAAGAGGACAUAGUCGGUCCAGCAUCCUGCUUUAGUGAGCGGCCUGAGCUCUGAAGGUGGAAGGCUGUGGAUGUCUGGCGGCCGUAGGGCUGACAGCUUAUUGGCUGCCUCCUGAAUGGAGGGAACUUCUGCUGGCAGGGGCUGCCCCCCUGAUCUCCUGCAGUACAGAUUUACUGUAUCCUGCAGGAGCUUCUGGUCAUUUCAUAUGCAAUGAACUGGAGGAAUCAUUUGGAUUUGAUGUGGCAUGUUGCUUCUGAACGCUGUGAAACUUGAAACUGUUUCAACGUCAGCUCAUUACCACCUGAAAGCUAACAUUAGCUUGUGUUGACUUCCUUACUAACACAUUUGUUUACACAAACAACCCUAGUUUACUGUAUUCAUAAGUUGUUAGUAUAAGGCUUUUUAUACUUAUAUUUAUACACUAAAAUAAACUGUAUCAAACAAUUUCA
Etheostoma cragini (Arkansas darter) is the source of this 1338-nucleotide messenger RNA. It is a transcript of the gene ppp1r27b, whose product is annotated as protein phosphatase 1, regulatory subunit 27b. The transcript has 4 exons. Gene Ontology annotation, molecular function: phosphatase binding. The coding region runs from base 288 to 809 and encodes 173 amino acids. The record is from RefSeq and is a predicted model, not a curated record. NCBI's taxonomy places the organism in Eukaryota, Metazoa, Chordata, Actinopteri, Perciformes, Percidae.